AUGCCGGAGUCUGCGGCCGACUCAUCCAGCGAUGAAGUGAGUUAUUUCCGUUCAAAUAUUUCAGUUUUGCAUAAAUGGGUCGCGGAUUCUCUGCGUUGACUGAAAAUGCUAAUGAAAUGCGUUCUUUCGGGAGUGAGUCUGAAAAACUAAAGUUGCGUACAUAACCGCGAGAGCAGGAGCAUGUCUAAACCUUUAGACGUUUCUUUUAGCUUUCGAGCUUUACCACUGCCCCUUCUCUCCCCGAAACAUUAUGAUUCCAGUUCCAGCACGACUGGCAGGAUGAGAAGGAAGAUGUGCUGAUGAUGGUAAUGGUCGUUUUGCUCAUGCUGCUCUCUGUCGUCAUCUGGGUCGCAUUCUGUGUGGCCGUCCGCAAAACGGCACGCAAAUUCAUUGAACUGAAAAGGCAGAGAAGAAGACAGGUUCGUACAAGAGAGUUCGGAAUUUUGGAUUAUGGUUCUUGUUCGUCAAUUCGUAUGUAUGUAGUGUUAGCUGAUCCGUUACGCUCUACUUGUAAGCGGAAAAGUACGGGGGGAGGAGACUUUAUAUAAUCGGGAUUUUAGUUACUUGUUCUUUUGUGGAAGAAGGGGCUUUCUUAUAUUCAGAAAAAGAGAACUGCUGAAUAAACAGAACAAAUGCUCCGUGAAACUGUACAAAUGUUUUCAGGCGCUAAUAACAGCAGCAAUCAACCGUGCAGCUUCGACAAAUGAAGCGGACCGUCAUAAUGUGCUUCCGAUUUACAUCACGACUUUAGCCCAUGAGCUGAAUGUAUGUCCCCAUUCUCUCUCGACUAAACAUGUUACAAAAUCGCAUUUGUUCAGGUCUUUGGAGCGAGGGAAGAAGAGUUGCCAACCUAUGAACAAGCACUUUCAAUGAGUUGCACUCCGAGUCCCAAUCCGGUUCCACCUUCCACAAUCCGUGAUCGGUACGUUUUCGAUUUCAUGAAAUUCCACUAUGAAUAACUAUUAAAAACCUAACAUUAGCUUCAUCAUAUACCUUCACAUCCUCAAAAUGAUCACCAUCACCACGAAAUACCUCGAAACUAAUCCAUCUCAAUUCCAGCGUACCGCCGUACAAGCCACGGUCUGGAAAAACUGGCCGAGUGCUCAGGUAGGGGAAAACGAAAAAAAUGCUCUCUCUAAUCCUCUUUGCUCUGCUAACAUCUGUGUGUGAGCGUGUGUAUUUGUGUAUACUGUAAACCAGGAAGAACGCGAAUUUCGUAUGACAGCCAAGUUUUGUCACUAUUUUGUUCUGAAAAAGCUAAAGUCGGAAAUGUCCAGAUUGCUGCCCCUUAGGGACAUUCCAGCAAUCUGAACACUUCCGACUCUUGUGCUCGUACCAAGUGUUCUCUCUUUGAUAAAUCAGCUCUUUUUCGUCUUCGUUCUUCUAAUUUUGUGAUUGUCUGAACAGUCUGAUUGUCAAAGUUCGGUGAAACAACAAAGUCUAUUCCAGAAUUGCUCCGGACCGUCCUGGCUCCAUCCCAACAAUAAUUUUGCCGCCGAGCUACGAGAGUUCGGUCCGUCACGAGGCGAUGCUCUCCCCGGUGCCCAGAACUCAUGCAUCUCCGGUCCUUUCAACUUCGAACGCCGCUGCGCCAAGCACUUCCACUUCUCCGCCUAUCUACACCAUCUCUGGAAACAUGCAUGUCACUGAAUGCUGA
Messenger RNA from Caenorhabditis sp. 36 PRJEB53466, 1657 nucleotides. Lineage: Eukaryota; Metazoa; Nematoda; Chromadorea; Rhabditida; Rhabditidae. The record is from the annotation of a GenBank genome assembly.